Anneissia japonica is the source of this 1460-nucleotide messenger RNA. RefSeq names its product mitogen-activated protein kinase kinase kinase 12-like. Bases 87 to 1274 code for a protein of 395 amino acids. Gene Ontology annotation, biological process: protein phosphorylation. The transcript is spliced from 3 exons. The record is from RefSeq and is a predicted model, not a curated record. NCBI's taxonomy places the organism in Eukaryota, Metazoa, Echinodermata, Crinoidea, Comatulida, Comatulidae. Gene Ontology annotation, molecular function: ATP binding; JUN kinase kinase kinase activity.
UUUCUAUUAUUGUAUUUGGAAUUUCCUGUUAAAUCGUGCAUAAAGAUAUACUGAAAUGCUGUGCAUUAAUAAGCUUUGCAGGCGACAUGGCUGCCUUUCAAAUCCAAUUUCAAAUAUUCCAACCUACAGAUGUAGAGAUCGGACAACACUGUGGAAUUAGUAACAAACCCAUUGUGUGUCAGGGGAAGGUGAGAAGAAAUGGAGAUGUUGUAGCGGUGAAGAAUAUUAAACAUGUACAGCAAGGGGAACUGGAUAUCUUGAAACUGCUACAGCAUGAUCACGUCGUCCGACUGCUCGGCACGAUCGAGAGUGACGGGGUAGUGCCGACGCAGUUAGUGCUAGAAUAUUCACCGCACGGGAACUUGUAUGAAUUCUUGCAUACAGCAAUCGAAUUUCUACCGCAUUUUCUCUCUUGGUGUAAACAAGCAGCGUGUGCUGUUGGGUACAUCCACCAGCAGAAUAUUUCACAUCGUGACAUCAAAUCAAAAACUUAUUUAGUUUUUGGAGAUGUAAUUAAGCUCACCGAUUUUGGAAUCUCGAAAAUAACAAAUGACAUCACCGGCACGACACAUGGAGGUACAAUUCUUUGGAUGUCACCUGAAGUCCUGGGUGAAAAUGACAACGUUGAUCACUUCAAAUCCGAUAUAUAUUCUUUAGGAAUAGUCUUGUGGGAAUUGUACCACCGGAGGAUACCUUAUGAUAAAUGGAAGUUGAAAGAUAUAAUCCAGCAUGUGAUUAAUUAUAAGGGUAAUCUAGAAAUUGAUGAUGGAUGUGAUAUCAGCGGGCUGUUGCUAAGCUGUUGGGAGUAUGAGCCAACACAGAGGCCAACAGCAGAUGAGAUCCUGAAGUCACUUAACGAAAGAGGGACGUCGACUUACAGAUACAAUAGAAAUUCAAGGCAAACUGGGCAAAACAAAUUUUAUAAGGUUGAACACGUAGUCGAACUACAAACACCUGAACCGGCUGCACAUCCGCAACCUACGUCGGUUGGGCCAACUACGACAGAGCCCCGCCGAGAUUGGCAGAAAGAAGGUCGUAACCAGAUAAGAAGUCAGAAAAGAAAGGAAAAUAAACAUGGAAAGGUGACAAUUUAUGACCGUGAAUUCAAGUUCCGUGCACGAAUGAAGUUGUUCAAGUUCUAUUCAACUGCCACUGACUGUACUUCUGGGGUAAAUGCAGAUGCUGGGGGAUAUAAAUCGUUGGGAGGAGCAAACGAACAUGCUAUCGAAAACUUGAUCAAUAAACUCUUGGCGGAAAAGAUAAUCAGCAACUAGACAGAGACUAAAAAUUGAAAAUUUUUAGCUCUAUUUGCCGAAACAAGCUCAGUGCCCGGCUUUGAACAAUUUUGUUCUGUAGAAAAAUUUACCUUUCUGUCCGGAGCGUCAAACUUCGCAACUGAAUAGGCAUGGGCGUCGAUUGGUGGGGAACAUUGGGACAGGGAGACCGUCCCCCCCCCCCAC